GGACGAAAAGCUGCGUUUCCGGGGGGAAGGCUUAGGCGGUGACACCGAGCCCAGCCUCCUCCACCCCCCACCACGCUCGGGGCCCUCCCUCCCUGCCACCACCAUCCGCGCUCGGCCGGCCGCGGGGAAGGAAGAAAGGAGCAAAGGAGGCGGAGGCAUGGAUCCGCAGCCUCCUCCACCAGCCCAGGGCAGCCCACCUCACCGUGGCCGGGGCCGGGGUCGUGGCCGGGGCCGGGGUCGUGGCCGAGGCCGUGGCAGGGGGGGCGCUGGAGCUCCUCGGGCGCCCCUGCCCUGCCCCACCUGUGGCCGCCUCUUCCGCUUCCCCUACUACCUCUCCCGGCACCGGCUGAGCCACUCGGGCCUGCGGCCCCAUGCCUGCCCCCUAUGCCCCAAGGCCUUCCGCCGGCCUGCCCACCUCUCGCGCCACCUGCGUGGCCACGGGCCGCAGCCCCCGCUGCGUUGCGCCGCCUGCCCCCGCACCUUCCCUGAGCCUGCCCAGCUCAGGCGCCACCUGGCCCAGGAGCACGCGGGCGGCGGGGUUGAGCUGGCCAUCGAGAGGGCAGCCAAGGAGGCGGCCGGGUCCGGCUGGAGCCCGCAGGACAAGGGCGCCGAGCAGCCCACCUCUGCAGCAGCGGGCGCCGCGGAGGAAGAGGUGGAGGCGGCGGCGCGGCCCGACACGUGGUCCGCGGGGGAGCCGGCCACGCUGGCGGCCGCCACGAGCGCGGAGCCCCGCGAGUCGGAGGAGGAGGAGGCCGAGGCCGGGGCGGCGGAGCUGAGGGCCGAGCUGGCGCUGGCGGCCGGACGGCAGGAGGAGAAGCAGGUCCUGCUCCAGGCUGACUGGACGCUGCUGUGCCUCCGCUGCCGUGAAGCUUUCGCCACCAAGGGCGAGCUCAAAGCGCACCCGUGCCUGCGCCCCGAGGGCGAACAGGAGGGCGAAGGGGGGCCCCCGCCCCGUCCCAAGCGCCACCAGUGCUCCAUCUGCCUCAAGGCCUUCGCCAGGCCCUGGUCGCUGUCCCGCCACCGGCUGGUCCACUCCACCGACCGCCCCUUCGUGUGCACGGACUGUGGCCUGGCCUUCCGCCUCGCCUCCUACCUCCGCCAGCACCGUCGCGUCCACGGCGCGCUCAGCCUCCUGGCCCCGCUGCCCGCGGCGGGCAAGAAGGACGACAAGGUGUCGGGCGGACGGACCUCAGGGAAGGGGCCCGAGGGGGGCGAAGGGGCAGAGUGUGGGGGCGCCUCGGAGGGUGGAGAAGGCGGGCAGAACGGAGGGGAUGCCGCCCCGGCCCGGCCCCCCGCCGGGGAGCCCCGAUUCUGGUGCCCCGAGUGCGGCAAAGGUUUCCGGCGCCGUGCGCACUUGCGGCAGCACGGGGUAACCCACUCUGGGGCGCGGCCCUUCCAGUGCGUGCGCUGCCAGCGGGAGUUCAAGCGGCUGGCCGACCUGGCCCGCCACGCGCAGGUCCACGCGGGCGGUCCGGCCCCGCACCCGUGCCCGCACUGCUCGCGGCGCUUCUCGCGCGCCUAUAGCCUCCUGCGCCACCAACGCUGCCACCGCGCUGAGCUGGAGAGGGCCGCCGCCGCGCAGCAGGCGCUCCAGGCCCAGGCCCCGCCGUCGCCCCCGCCGCCCCCGCCGCCCCCCGCUGGCCAGGAGGAGGAAGGGCUUCCGCUGCCCAUCGCACACAUCAAGGAGGAGCCGCCCUCCCCGGGGACCCCACCUCGGCCGCCGCCGGCACCCCCCGUCUUCCUCAGCGCCUCCUGUUUUGACAGCCAAGACCACUCAGCCUUCGAGAUGGAGGAAGAAGAGAUCGACAGCAAGGCUCACCUGCGCGGACUGGGGGGCCUGGCCUCCUGACCCGCACACCCAUCCUCAGCCCCUCCGUUUGACCUCCCGGUUUGCAAUAUUAAGGAGGGAAGUUGAAGGAGAGGAACCUCCUCUGUGUACCCACCCUUCCCCUUCUAGCCCUCGACACUAAGGAGGGAGGAGGCUGGGCCGCCCCUCCCUCCCCAUCGCCCACCCCCAGACCCCCCUGAUGCUGGUUAGAAACUGCUCACCCCACUUCUGAAGGCAGGACGCUGAUUCAGGAGGUGGGGGACACUGGCCAGAGGGAUGGACACUGAGGCGGGGGCCCCCGGCCUGGCUGUCCCCCGUUACACACACUGGACACCAUCACCUCUUUGGAACUGCCAGACCCUAUGGGGGGUCCCCAGUGAGCAAAGGUCUGUCCCUGUCCCUUUGUCUGUCUGUGAAUAAAUGUGAGUUCGUGGAACUGGA
Molecule: messenger RNA, 2269 nt
Organism: Orcinus orca (killer whale)
Lineage: Eukaryota; Metazoa; Chordata; Mammalia; Artiodactyla; Delphinidae
Gene: ZNF579
Product: zinc finger protein 579
Exons: 2
Coding region: 158-1849 (563 amino acids)
Source: RefSeq, a predicted model, not a curated record